Molecule: messenger RNA, 2200 nt
Organism: Solenopsis invicta (red fire ant)
Lineage: Eukaryota; Metazoa; Arthropoda; Insecta; Hymenoptera; Formicidae
Exons: 2
Coding region: 656-1933 (425 amino acids)
Source: RefSeq, a predicted model, not a curated record
CACUGUUAUAAUCUCGCGAUAAUACCAGCUCUUUUAUAUCGCACCGCAAUCGCUCGGCCGAACCGAAUACCAUCGAUUUCACAUGGCCUUAGCGUAUCUAGCGUAGCGUACAGUCAAUUCAAGAUCAACGGUGGUUUACGGUAAUAGUCAAUCAGUGAUGCAAAGCAAACUCGUGGGAUUAGAUCGCCGUUUCAGCGAGCAGGAAUUGUGAAAUAUGUCCUAGAUAUUCCCUACAAUUUGUACAAAAGGAAUCGGAUAGUAGUCAGUUUCGGAAUUUUAUCUUUUCGUCAAACCUUGACUUAAACUGACCCGGAUAUCCUCCGUGAAUUUGAUCAAUCGACGAGAAACUCUUCACUGAAUUAUUACGUAACCACUUCCCCCCUCAACGGGGUGUUGACUAAUACCAUGGCGAAAGAAAUACACCGUCAAUAAACGAGCUCCGCACUUGAAGCGUCGGCGCGACCAUGAAACUCUCGAUGUCGCUGAACACAAUGUGUCACUUACACGACGGAAGGAUAAAUCUGUCCUUCUGGCGUGCGUAUAUAAGGCGAUAACGCUGACGAACGGAUACAACAGUGUCAGACAAAUCGGUCACGAGACGCAAUAACGAUUAUUAUCCGGCGUAGUGUUUACGAGGCCGAGGGAUUUGGUUAGCAUGAUUGCGAGUUUAGUGAUGGUCAUUCUGUUGGUCGGUAUACGCGACAAUGGUGCGUCAUCAGCGAGAACAGCACAUAUGACGGUCUCUAAGAUGAGAAUAUCCGAUCUCGAGACCUCCGCAAGCGGAUACGCGUACAAUCAACAAGGAGCUCUUCCGGCCUCGUAUAUGCGGUAUACCAAUCACGGAAGCGGACGUUACUACCAUGCACCGGCGUCAGUGCAUUACAUCGUCGGCAGUCCUGCACCUGUUGCGCCCGCCGUUUCUGAAACUGCGUCGUCGCACGAACCCGUUCUGCUCGCGUAUGCGACUGCGAAGCACGAAAUUGCACCGUACGUAGCGCGCCAGCCUUACCCGCGCGAUGGAUUCAUUAAUUAUAGCGAGGCCCAAUUAGCGAAAUACGCGCAACCGCUUGAGCCGCCUAAACUGGCUGCACGUGCGCCAUAUUAUGCACCUAAUGCAUUUAAACCGCGCGAAACGGAUAAAAAUAUUGAUAAGAGGAACGACGAUGGGGAGAAUGAGAGCGAUUAUGACAACGAUGAGGACGGCGACGGCGAUAAAAAAGAAGAAAGAGAUCACGUGCCUGAGAAUCACGACAAAGCAGUUGAUUUUAUAGCAACCCAUCCUAUUCACGGCCUCGACAACUCUCGUUCAGAUAUCGACGUUUCGUUUGAACGCGGUGAAAAGUAUUCGGCCGCGCAGAAUUCCGCUCAUGGAGAAAAGGGCGACAAAGGGUACAACAAACGAAUAGAAUUUGACGUGGGUGAACGCGGACAGCAUGAUAAAAGCAGGCAGCAAGAAUAUUAUGAUACCGAAAUUGGACAUAGGAAAGGGCAUAGCGACGUAGCCGGAAAUUAUGGACGCUAUGAUGAAAGUGAGAUUGGUGAGAAGGGUAGCAGCUAUGGGCGGACGUCGUACCACAAAAAGGGACAAAAAACCAGUGGCUUUCAUAAAGUCUAUCACAAGGACGAAUAUAAAAAACAUACCGAUUUCUAUGACGAGAACCACAAAAAAGGUUAUUUCGACAAGCACUCCGUUGCCGAUGAGCACCAUAAUGCUGUCAAAGACGAUUUCAAGAAAGGCGGACAUCAUGAAUCCGGAUUUAAUAAUGAAAAUAGUGGGAAAAACAAGUUUUAUGACAAAGGGCAUAAAGAGAAUCGCGAUCAGGGUUAUAAUAAGGAAAAGGGUGAAAGUACUUUUCAUAAUAAUUAUAAAAAUUAUGACUCCGAUGAAGAUACGCAUUUAACUAAGAAGCAUAAGUACGACAAAGUUGAGUGACAUUAACUCAUGUUGCUGAACAUUUAAUAUUAAUGUAAUUUUACCUAAUGCUGUUUUAUAUUGUCAUUUGCAACGUGCAAUAAAAAAAUUUUAUAUUUACAUUUUUACAAUGUAGAUUUUUACUGUAUGUAUGUUGAGAAUAAUGUUUGCUCUUCAUAAUUCGUAAAUUAGAUUAUUAUCCAACAUUAUAAGAAUAAUCAUCAAAAACACAUUUGAGAUUAAUACUAUAAUAUUGAGAAAUUAUAAUUAUCUAAUGAUAUAUAAUAC